Messenger RNA from Mya arenaria, 9673 nucleotides. Its product is annotated as zinc finger and BTB domain-containing protein 49-like. The coding region runs from base 161 to 1885 and encodes 574 amino acids. Gene Ontology annotation, biological process: regulation of transcription by RNA polymerase II. The record is from RefSeq and is a predicted model, not a curated record. Gene Ontology annotation, molecular function: protein binding; DNA-binding transcription factor activity, RNA polymerase II-specific; RNA polymerase II cis-regulatory region sequence-specific DNA binding. NCBI's taxonomy places the organism in Eukaryota, Metazoa, Mollusca, Bivalvia, Myida, Myidae. The transcript has 6 exons.
UUCAGACAGUUUUUAAAUCUCCACGUGUAUUGAGUCCCUCAAGAAUGUUUUACUUCUUGCCUAAUUUUCGACAAAAGGUUAUUUGUAACAAUAGUCCGUUUAUUAUACAAAAUAUUGCAUGGUAGAGUGUUUUGUGGAUGGUUGACCGGUGGGAGGUGGAAUGGCAACCGGAACCCCCCUCUCCCUCCGCUAUCAUAGUGACCAGCUCAACAACAAGGUGGUUUCUAUGAUGCGAGAGUUUUACCUGACCGGGGAGUUCUGUGAUGUGGUUCUGCAUGUCGGCAGUCUCACCAUUCACGCCCAUCGAACCGUACUGGCCGCAUUUAGCCCAUACUUCAGAGACCUGUUCCAUCAGCCAUCAAACAAACACAAGACGGACAUCAUGCUGGGAAACCAACUGCGUGAUGAGUCGGUCCGUCAACUCAUCGACUUCUGUUACUCAAGCAACAUCACUGUGGACUCGCAGUCGGCCGAUAAGAUUCUCACGGCAGCAAACAUCCUGCAGAUCAAGGAGAUUGAGAAGUUGUGUAUCACCUUCCUGGCCGCGCAACAAGCCCUCAAGUCAGAGGCGAUACAACCACCCCCUCCCCCGACCAUAUUUGUUCCGGCCACAUCAGCAACGAUUACCAACUUCUCUCCAAGCCAGACGAAGAACCGCAGUGACAGUCGGGAACUAGCUUGUGCCGACACGUCGGGUAUUGGGAGCAGCAACAACAGUCCUCGUCAGUCAUCUCGCCCGAGUUCUGUGCCAAGUGGGAAUGGCUCAGUGAUCACACAGCCCCAUGAAGAACAGGACGUGGAAGUCCUUGAUGUAAAGAAAGAACUGGAUGAUCAGCCCUCUGUUUCCGAGCAGCCAAUGUUUCCAGCCAGCAGUUCUUACACCUGGGGGAGAGCUGGCCCUUCCGGCUUCGACAGUUUUCGAUCUAACAUGCCAAGUUUCCCAGGGUUCCUGUUCCCGCCACUGACCAGUGCCUUUCCCUUGCCUGUUACCUCUGCGGUUCAGCACCAGCUCCUGAUGAAGGCCCUCACCAACAAGACGCCCACUUUGGGCACCAGCAUCAGGGGCGAGCCGCUUGAGACGGGGGAAAUCUAUUCAGGUAAAUAUGCUAUCUCUGGUCACGUGAAGGAGGAGAGUGGAGGCAUGCAGUCUGAGGGAGAGGACAGCAGUCACACAGAUACCCUCCAGUGUCACAUUUGCCUUAAACAAUUUGAAACUAGCACAGCUCUCAAAAGCCAUGUCUUGUCAGAGCACAAGGAUAACCUCAUAUCACCUGCUCUCUCUCCUUACAAAAUGAUAUCGCCGGUCAGGAAGCUGUCAUCUGAUACCACUCUUAGCCAAGCCAACGUCCUUCAAAACUUGCAGAAUCAAAAAGACAGUGGUGAAAGCUACACUGGAAGCAACAUGUGUGGCACGUGCGGAAAGUCCUUUAGGGAUCCACAGUCUUUGAAGUUUCACCGCUACAAUCAUGUGCUGAGGUAUCAAUGUAAUUACUGUGGGAAGCGAUUCUCGCGAAGUUGGAAUCUGCAUCGACAUCGGAAGACCCAUGUUCGUCAACUGCAGGAAGCUGGGAUGGGGCCGGGGGCAGAUGAUAUUUCUCCGAUUGAUGUCGAUUCUGAAUCGGGAAGCGGAAAUGGAAAUCAGACGACACCGACGUAUGACAUGGAAAAGGAUCUGAUUUUGUCGUCGCCUUAUGCGGAUUAUCGCAAUCAUAGACAUGAUAUGAUGCCCUUUGCUUUUGAUUUACGUAAAACGGGUAGCUCUAGCACCUACGGCAUGGAAGGCGGUGACAUGGACAGACAGACUGACGGGCAGGCCGAGAAAGAGAGUGACAAUGAUAUUGAGCAAUCGGAAACUCCUCCUGAGGACACGGAGAAAUCUGAAUAAUAAAGGCAGUUUUAUUGUUGUUAGAGUCCGGAAAACCUUCAAAUCAUGCUGUUAAUUUUUUAUAUGUCUGUGAUUGUUGACGUUGUUAUUAAUAGUGAUCCGUGGAAAAAUAUUUAAAAAGUAGAUAAAAAUGAGAACAUCUUAAGUUAAUAUUAGAGAUGGCUUGAUCAAAUAAAGUUGAACUAUUUCUUUGGUUUAAACCUUGGUAUAACUAUUUAUUUAUUUUUUAUUGUAUGAUAUUUUAAAGAUUUUUUUCACAAUUUUUUCCCACUUUUAAUCAAUCAUGUGAAAAGUAUUUCGGUAAAACUAAAAAACUAUUUUUAGAAUAAUUCCAAAAAAUUCUUUAAUGUUGGAGCACAAUAGCAAAGAAUGGUUAUAAGUGUGAUUUUUACAUCACUAUAAGGUGCAAUAAAAAUGACCUUGAUUUGAAGGUUGAUCUGAUUUGAGGUACAUGUGUACGGAACAUGGUUAAAAUAAGUUAUUAUGUAUUAUUGUUAUUGCUUUUGUUACUAUACUUGGGUUAUAUACUAUAGUUAUUGUUAUCAUAUGUGAUACGUUAUUUGUUUUAACAACAUGUAUAUUAUGUUGAGUUUAAAUAUUGUUUGCUUUAUAUUCAAGUUUAAAGAUGAGCUCAGAAAGAUUUGAGAUUUCUGGGUUUACUUUGUUUUUUCAUAGUUUGUUAUGAACAGUAGUUUAAACAUACUGACUUGUGAGCCAUAAGAUUAUAAUGUGGGGUACCGGGUAGCUUUAAAAUUGUAUUUUGGGGGUUGCGCAUCCAUCCCUUGUUGAUUCAAAGUUGACUAUUAUUGUUAGUUGCAAUCCCUUAUGAUUCAAAAUGGACAAAUAUUGUUAGAUGCUAUCCCUAGUUGAUUCAAAGUGGACAAGACUUAGUAUUGUUAGUUGCAAUCCCUUAUGAUUCAAAAUGGACAAAUAUUGUUAGAUGCUAUCCCUAGUUGAUUCAAAGUGGACAAGACUUAGUAUUGUUAGUUGCAAUCCCUUAUGAUUCAAAAUGGACAAAUAUUGUUAGAUGCUAUCCCUAGUUGAUUCAAAGUGGACAAGACUUAGUAUUGUUAGUUGCAAUCCCUUAUGAUUCAAAAUGGACAAAUAUUGUUAGAUGCUAUCCCUAGUUGAUUCAAAGUGGACAAGACUUAGUAUUGUUAGUUGCAAUCCCUUAUGAUUCAAAAUGGACAAAUAUUGUUAGAUGCUAUCCCUAGUUGAUUCAAAGUGGACAAGACUUAGUAUUGUUAGUUGCUAUCCCUUAUGAUUCAAAAUGGCCAUGAAUUGAUAGAUGCUAUCCAUGGUUGACUCAAAAUAGACAAGUAUUGUUAGAUGCUGUCUCUUAUGGUUCAAAAUAGAGAAGUAUUGUUAGAUGCCAUCUGUGGUUGAUUCAAAAUUGACAAGUAUUGUUAGUUGACACGCCUAGUUGAUUCAAAAUGGACAAGUAUUGUUAGAUGUUAUCCCUAGUUGAAUCAAAAUGGACAACUUUUGUUAGUUGCCAUCCCUAGUUGAUUCUAAAUGGACAACUUUUAUUAGUUGCCAUCCCUAGUUGAAUCAAAAUGGACAACUAUUGUUAGUUGCCAUCCCUAGUUGAAUAAAAAAUCGGGCUCCCAUUUCAAAGGGCAUCGCAAGUCAGUAUAGUUGAACUCUACACCUAAUACCACUGUAUUUUUCACCUUUGCAAUGAUCAAAGUGCAUAUUUUGUUAUAGAAUUGUUAUACUGUACAGGUAUUGUUAAGUUUUGAUUUUGGUAUACUUCAUCUGUUAUUGUUUGAAAUUACCAUACGAGACUACAUCAUUCUUUGCUAAAAUACAAAACCCAUACAUCUCCUGUGUAAUAGUUCACUCUCUUAGACAAUUCUGUGCAAAGCUCAGAGUGUAUUAUCUGUCAUUAUCAUAAUAAGUGCUAAAUGGUUUUCAAUUGUGUAGAUGUUACAAUCAUACUGGUUUAGGGCAAAUCGUAUUGUAUAUUACAUAUACAUCAUAAGCACAAACACAGACUGUUUCUAAAACAUUGUUUUAUCCUCUAAUGAGGAUUAUUAUCAUGUUUAUUUCAAUACAUGUGAUUUGGAAAUUAACAAGUUAUCUGCAGUUAGCAGAAAUGGGUCUGGUCUGGGAGUAAGAUACAUGUAUCAUUGGUCCCAGGUCUGGUAUAAAAUUAAAUAUUUUUCGGUUUUAUGCAUAAAAUAAAAUAAGGAAAUGUAAAUUAUCUGUUAUAUAAGUAUCCAUGACCUUUAAUACACAUCACACCAUGGAAACUGCAGUUCUAUUUUAAAAGUAUCAAUAAAUUAUGGCGUCAGAUUGAUUUUGAAUUAUGACACGUUUACUAUUAUAUAUAUAGAGCCAGAAAUAUAUUUACGAAUGUAUUAAAGAAUGAGCAUAAUUGGUGCAAGGGUCUCUCUAUGUAUGGGCUGUAAUUACAAGGUCCUUGAUAAUCUAUAAAUAGUAUUUAUUAUAUCUAUUGUUAAAUCUUUUAAUGAGUUUAUGAUUUUGAUCUGUAAUUAUCCUGUUUUAAAGGCACUUGGUCAGAGAUUUUAUGUUGACAACAUUAAAUUUUUUUAAUUUGUGUUAAUUAAGUGUUUUAUUUAACUUAAUAUUAUGAACAAACAGCAACUGGCUGAUAAUUUAUUUCAACAGAAUAAACAAAGUCAAACAUAGUCAUUCACUUUAAAAAAGUGUUAUAAAUGCUUUUUGGCAAAACAAAUAAUUCUGUAAUAUUUUUUCAGGAUUGUAAACUUUGGAGUUUUUAUUUCUGACUUUUGGUGAUGUUUCAUUAUUUUUAGUAGCAGUUUGUUUAAAAAUGUGUUGUCUGAACCAUUGCAAUUUGAACAAGUCCCUUUAAGUCAGUUAAGAGGCAAAAGGUACUGUUUGAGGAGCAAUAGGAAACUAGUAAUUACUGAUGUGGUAUAUUUAUAAUCACAUUGUUAUUUCAUUUAAAGCUACACUCUCACAGAUUGAACGUUUCAACAAUUUUUUAUUUUUUGUCUUGGAACGAGCCAAUUUUUGCGAAAAUCCAUGGAAACCUAUUAUAUAAGACUACUGACAAAAAAUUUGAUCGAAGAUUAUUAUAUUUAAGUUAAAAAAUUGAAGUUUUAUGCAUUUUCUUAAACCGUUAGUAAUAGUUUAAGCCAUAAAACAUUAAUUUUCGAACGGAAAUAUGAAAAUCUGCAAUCUGAUUUUUUGUCAUCAAUCUUUUAUCAUUGGUUUGCAGAUAUUAACGCAAAAAUUUGCUCUUUCUAAGACAAAAAAAGUUAUAAAAUGGUCAAUCUGUGAGAGUGCAGCUUUAAAAGCUCAUAUUCAUUUGUUGUUUAUAUACGUGAUUCUCAUAUUUACUGACAUUACGGAUAUUACCCAUAACUGUCUUUCAUUUGUUGACAAAUGUGUAUAUCAUUUUUUUCAAUAACUUUUGACAUGAAAUUAUAUUUAUAUCUGUACAUAGUAUUUAGUUACAUUUUAGAUCAAAUAUUUAUAUGCUAUACAUUUUUCAAUGAAGCUGGCUUGUCUGUAAUAGAAAUGUACUAAUCUCGGUUCACAGAACAAAUAUAUAUACAUAAAUAUGGCAAUUUGCUGAUUAGAUAAAAAAAAAAAAGAUACAUGUUAUUGUUUGAAGGUAAAGGAUUUUAAAGUGACCUUAGUGAUCAUUAUUUAGCACUAGACUGAAUUUCUGUAUUUUUAAAUAUUGAAAAUUAUACAAACCAGAAAUAAUAAAAUCACAAUUUUAUCGAAAAUGCUAUAACUGGAUUUUUGCUUCUUGGCUAGCGCGAAUUUUAAUUACUGUUACCUUAGUUCCAGGACAUGGUUGUUUUACUUUCCUAUUCCUGGGAAUAUAUACUUGAAAGUUUACAUGAAGAAAUUAUAAGAUGAUUUAAAUUUUAUUUAUGUCUUAAAAAUCAUGUCAUGGUAUUAUUUCAAAAAUAAAAGAUUACCGUACAACGAAUUGAACUUCCCAUGGUCAGGACUUUUUAAGUUGUAAGACAUUCCCAAUGCUAAAACAUUAUAUUUUUCCCCAAAAGUGAAAAUGAAAUCUCAUUUUUAUGUUUUUUAUUUUAAAGAAAUAAGAUAAAGAAUUGGUCCAAACUAUUUUAGUAUGGAAUAGUUGGUGUUAAACAACAACUUACUAUCAUCUUUUCUGCCUAUUUUAAAGCAAGAAAAAAUAUCAAUGGUUAUUAUUGAGGGCAAUCGUAAUCGAAUUUAACGUCAUGUCAAAUAGUAUAUAAUUGUGAACGGAGUGUUACAAACAAGCCAGCGAAGUUGCUUAGUGUUUAAGGGAAGUUUGGAAGCCUGGAAGGCUGGGACAGAACGGGUAUUGUUGUUUUGUUUGCAAACAAACAUUGUGAUAGACUGAUCUGUUAUUAAUGAUGAGAGUGUGUCCUGAAAUGUUCUAAUUUGUGCAAAAUAUCUCGGGGGCAGUUUGAUAAUUAACAAGAACUGUGGAUCACCGAGUACUUAAGAGUUAUGGCCCCUGUUCAACAGUAUCUAGACUCAAGGCUCCAUAUUGACAAACAUCUUAAGUCUGAGUUUCAGACCCGGGCUCAGAAAACAGAAUUGUUAAAUGUUUCAAAAUAUCUAGGAUUUAACUCAUUUUGACUAAAGAGCCUGUGAACUGAUUACCAGUAGUUUUGACAGAAACAGGGAUUUUUUACCAUCUUUGCCUCUGUGUCAUAACAUUUUACAACAAAAUUAAGAUCUUGCUUUUAAACCAUUCAAAAGACCAAGAUGCUAUCAAGUUAUUGAUCGUAUUUUAACCAUGCAUUCAAGGCAACCAGUAUCAAAGUUUAAUGCCGGAAAUUUGAUCAUUCCGUUUGGGAUAUGAUUGCAAUAUGAACAUUUCACGGCACAUUAGUUGUUUUGAUUGUAGCAAGCGUUGUACUGCUCGUGUAAGUAGUUUAAACAAAAUAAAAAGAGCCCUUUUCUUGCAUAUAAUUGUAAUACAUUUUCAUAAUCAUCUGUUUUGUUUUUAAUUUGGAAAACUGAUUAUUUCGAAAAUGAAUUGAAGUGUAGAAGAUACUGAUUUCAUACAACAUAUUUUGUUCAGCAUAUCAUUUUUACUUACAUUAAACUGUUAAUAUUUACAUCUCAGCCAUGGCCUUUUGCAUGUUAGUAUUAAAAUGAAAAAAAAAUCCUAUAUAUUACAUAUUUUUCAUUUUAAUUCAUGCACUAGAAAUUGAACCCAAAUUUUUUAUGUAAUAAAGUUAUGGAUUUAUUCAUUGAUAAUUAAGAAUAAUAAUUGACAAUUAUACAUAAACAUGCAACUUGAUUUAAGGAAUAUUUGUAUAAUAAUUGUUAAUCAAAAUAAUGAUUAGAAAAAAAGUGAACAUAAUACAUAAAAAUAUUCUUGGAUUUCGCGAAAUAUUUUAUUAAGCUUAACCGGUUAAAGUAUCAUUUUACAUUUUGCCAAUUAACUUGCUUAAUCAUUAUUUUAUACACCUUUAAAAGUCGCAAAACUCUUUCAUUAAAGAAGAAAUUACACUUGUGAUACCAAAAAUAAUUAUUUAGCUAAGCUUGAUCCUGUUAAAUAGGGUUUAAGAUUGUGCGAGAAAUCGGGCACGGUGUGUGCUAAAGAUAUGUUAGUUUUGUUACGUUCUGAAAAUACUGUUUUGUUAUUCUUUAUUUAUUAAUUUAUCUUUACACUGUGUCUGUUUUUGAUCAGUUGUGAUUUUUUGAAAAUAAUUUAUUGACUGUAAAUACUUAUUUUACAAAAAAACCAACAAUAUUAAUAUAAAUCCUGUUUUUAUUUAUUUGUUAAGCAAAGGGAAAGUGCAUUAUAACUGAAGUAUUCCUUAUUUUUUCACUUCUUGUAUUGUAAAUAAUAAUUUGGUUAAGUUUUUAGUUUGUACGAUCUAAUGACUGUUGACCACGCAUAGAUUGUUCUAAAAAACUAAUGGCUAUUACACACAUAUAUUUUGUAAGAUCUUAUGGCUGUUACACACGUUCAGUUUGUACGACUAAUGGCUGUUAUACACAUAUAGUUUGUACGAUCUAAUGGCUGUUACACGCGUAUAGAUUCUAUGAUCUAAAGGCUGUUACACACAUAUAGAUUCUAUGAUCUAAUGGCUGUUACACACGUAUAAGUUGUAAGAUUUAAUGGCUGUUACACACAUAUAGUUUGUACGAUCUAAUGGCUGUUACACACGUCAAGAUUCUAUGAUCUAAUGGCUGUUACACACGUAUAAGUUGUAAAAUCUAAUGGCUGUUACACACGUAUAGUUUGUACAAUCUAAUGGCUAUUGAACACGUAUCGUUCGUAAGAUCUAAUAGGUGUUACACACAUAUAGUUUGUACUAUGUUAGUAAGAGCACAUCUCAUAAACUGUACAGGUAUCAAAUUUUAAUUCAAUUCAGAGAUAAAACAGAGAUAAAACGAAGAUAAUUUUUCUUGAGCUUGCAUAUUAAUGAACAUACUUCUUUCAUAGAAAUUGCUAUCUUAUAUUUAAAUUACAUAUAUAAUUUUUUCUAAAAAAAGUCAAUGUAUACUUCUACCGUACUGCGCACAUAAGGGACUCGUUCACAGAUUUUGCAACGCCAAUAUGUUUUUAAUCAUACAUGUACUUAUAAUCAAACAGCAUCAGUGGCACAAGUCAUACUCUUUUCAACAGAAUUGUGUAAAUAAAAGUCUAAAAUCAUUAAAAUUUCUAUAUCUUUUUUGGAAAAAUUGAGUUCCUGACACAUUUUGAAAUAGUCUAUGAUUUAUAGAUUAGCUCUGAUAUGAACUUAUUUAUCAUGUUUGAUUAUUGAUACAAGCAUUUUGGUUACAUUUCACUCCAAAUUAUUUUGUUUGCUGUUUGCUGACCCUAUUAAACAUGAACGAGUCCUUUGAAAGCACUUUUUUCAGCUAGUAUCAAUCAUAGUGUUUUUUUGUCAUUUUCAUCAAACAUUUUAUGAAAGAUUACUUAGAUAGACAGUAGAAUUAUUUAGAUCUGCAUAAUUUGGAAAAAUAAGGAAAUCUGCUAUGUAUUAUGGUAUAAAUCACAUAUAAUUUGAUUUGCUUGUUACAUUUUCAAAGCUUGUUACAUUUUCAAAGAACUGUCUUCUGUUAUCUUUAAACUAUAAUCCUAAUUUAUGUACUUAAUUUUGCGUUUGUUUGAAUCAGAUUUGUAAUAUUUUGGUAAAAUAAUUCAGACUGUUUUAGAAUUUUAGUUAAUUUGUUGCAUAAUAUGGGUUUAUUCUUUAAAGCUACUCCAACAGCCUAUAAAGGAAACUUUCAAUGUAUUACAAUUUUAAUUUAAAAUUUUCUUAACCCGUAUAAAAAAUUAUACAAAUAUUAAACAUCAUCAUUGUUUUGUAUAUAGAGUUUUUCACCUUUUCAGUCAACUAAGUCUGGCAUGUUGAUAACUUGUUAAUGAUAUGUUAACAACUUGUCAAUAAUGUUAUAACUUUAUAUCUCGUAUUUACGGCUUAAUUUGAUAGCAAAAGUUAUUGAUUCUUAACGAUUUUUGUUGGACUAUCAUUAUGAAAUGAUGCUAAAUUUUAGCUGUGCCAAUAAUGUUGAAAUUUAACAAGAAAUUAUGCCACCCUGAGCCAAUAAUGUUGAAAUGUAAUGAGAAAUUAUGCUAACAUGAGCAACUGUUUUUGAAUAUGAAAUGAUACUAAUAUGAGCAAUUGUUGUUUGAAUACCAUUCAGACUAAUUUGAACCAUUAUUGUUAGAAUGAUACUAAACAGUCCUUAUUAUUGGAAUUUUAUAAAGAAUGAUGCUAAACUGAGCCAUUGUUGUUGAAAUAUCAUAAAGUCUAUCUGGUGUUGAAUCAAUAAAAUUCUACAUUGUGACAGGGUAUCACUCUUGUAGAAGGAAAA